AUGGCGCCUAAAAAAGCUGGUAACCCCAUGGAGGACUCCUGGGUGGUAUCUGAUAUCGAACCUUCAACCUACAGUCAGCCAGUAAUUGUUGAGGGCACUGAGUCGGCACCUGCAUCUUUUCCAAUCGAGAACCUGUCACCAGUAUCCUCAUUCUCAGAAAGCGAGUUGAUCCAGGAUUACGAGGAAGAAGACCCUCCCAUUUCCGUCUCUGCUUCAGAUCUGCCAAAUCCUGCAGAAUCAACUGCCACAUUAGCCUCAUCGGAAUCAUCUGGCCCUGAACUGAUCAUGCCAUCCAUCAUGUUCGAAACUCGCGCUUCAGAUCACGGCUCUUGGGUUAUUCCACGCAAGCGAAGCAGACAAUCUCUUUACGAGAGUCGUAAAGCACCAAGGAUACCCAAACCGCGCAGUCAGACGUCAAGUCAAGAACGGCAAGUACAUCCUGUACAGAAAAAGGAUACUGUACCCGCUGCUGCGCUAAUACCUGAUACGAGCAUGCGACAUUACUUCAGUCAAGUCAAGGAUUACUUUUCUGAAGACAUUAACCGAUACCAAUUCUUCAGACUGAUCCUCAACUCUCUUCUGGUGCUGAUGACUAUGCACCUACUCAUAUUUCCAGAACUGGUUCAUCAGGUUCCAAUCCUUUGCAAGGUGCCGGGUGUUUCCAAUGUAUACAGUCAGACAUGUGCAAAGUCUAAUAGUACGAUAACUGAAAUUCCAAGUCCUUCUGCCAGUUAUCAGUCAGCCGUCCGAACACAGAAUCAGCUGCAAAAUUACCUCAAUCAGACGAUUCAGGAUAUGGUUCCACUUGAUGUUUCGUUGAAAGACACCGAUACCAUUCUUCGCGCGAUAUACACUGAUGUCCGCAGAGAGUACAGCAGUGCACGUCACGAAAUUGAACUUGAAUUCGAUGGCGCCCGGGCUGCCUCUCGUUCCAUCAGUCGUGCUCUAAUGAAAUUGAAAGUGGAUAUGAAGUCCACUGUCCACGGAUUCCAGGCGCCAACACAUCGACUAGAGUACCUGAAGGGAGCAGCAAGAAACAGUCGCAAAAAUGCAGACAGUAUAUUCAGCCGACUUACAGGCCGCAAGAACUCGAAAUCCGAUAGUGAAGAGGACUCUGGUAUGGCCGCCAUGAAUCAAUUUGCUCGUCUGAGCCAGGAACUAGACUCAAUCAUCGCCCGCUUGGCUCAAAAAACACAUAUACUCCUGGAGCAAUUAGCGAAAUUAGAUGAUCACCUUCAGUCAAUCGAGCAAUUGAGUGUUCGCGAACAAGAUCGGAUCAACUCGAAGCAUGCCAAAGAUCAGAAACACAACAUAUGGAGUUCUCUGAACGAUAUCAUUCAGGUGGCGAAGUCAUCCGAAUCAACGAAUCACGACAAGCAAGAGAACACGAUUCUUGAGCAGUUGGGGCAAGUCGCUUUAUAUCACAAUCUCAUGGCGGAUGUUGUCGGGAAACUAGAUAGAGAGUUGAAGGCGUUGCAAAAGAUUCGCUCUAUUCGUACGUGA
Messenger RNA from Talaromyces marneffei, 1503 nucleotides. RefSeq lists its product as uncharacterized. Lineage: Eukaryota; Fungi; Ascomycota; Eurotiomycetes; Eurotiales; Trichocomaceae. The record is from RefSeq and is a predicted model, not a curated record. Bases 1 to 1503 code for a protein of 500 amino acids. The transcript has a single exon.